Molecule: messenger RNA, 733 nt
Organism: Notechis scutatus (mainland tiger snake)
Lineage: Eukaryota; Metazoa; Chordata; Lepidosauria; Squamata; Elapidae
Product: C-type lectin lectoxin-Phi1
Source: RefSeq, a predicted model, not a curated record
ACUUGAUACCUGGGGAGGCAAAGGGACAGGUGAGUGCGACUCUCCCACCUGGGGGCACCUGACAGGGAAGGAAGGAAGGAAGACCAUGGCGCAAUUCAUCGUCGUGAGCUUCAGCUUGCUGGUCGUGGCCCUCUCCUUAAGGGGAACUGGAGCUGAUCAUCAUUGUCCUAGCGGUUGGGCCUCCUAUAAUGAGUUUUGCUACAUGGUCUACAACAGAUCCGUGACCUGGAACAAUGCAGAGAGAUUCUGCCUGCAGCAAGAGACAAACUGCCACCUCGCCUCCAUCCAUAGCAAGCCAGAGGCAGCCUUCAUCGUCAGGCUGGUCUACCACAGGGCCAGCGCCGGGUCCAGUGUCUGGAUCGGAUUGAAUGAUCCAGAGAAAAGACGCACCUGGCAAUGGAGUGAUGGCUCCAGCAUCAGAUACAGAUCCUGGAUGCCAGGAGAGCCCAACAACCAUGCAAACAACGAGAAUUGUGUUGUGCUGUCAGUCUGGUCACGUUAUGUCGGAUGGAACGAUCAGGACUGUGGGUCCAGGCAUAAUUUUGUCUGCAAGUUCCAGGCAAGGACCGAGACGAACACCGUCAAUGUUACAAGCAGGAAGUAAUGAAGUCCUACUUCCUGUUGAAACCUCUGCUCUGCACCCUGUCGCUUCAUGGAUGCUUUCUCUCGCUUGGAUCUGACUUUGCUCCUCCUAGUAUGGCCAGAAGGUCAAAUAAAUUCUGAUUAAGCAUGA